Molecule: messenger RNA, 1023 nt
Organism: Penicillium canariense
Lineage: Eukaryota; Fungi; Ascomycota; Eurotiomycetes; Eurotiales; Aspergillaceae
Product: glycoside hydrolase family 12 protein
Exons: 4
Coding region: 1-1023 (340 amino acids)
Biological process (GO): polysaccharide catabolic process
Molecular function (GO): cellulase activity
Source: RefSeq, a predicted model, not a curated record
AUGGCAUUGCGGUUACUCGUCAACACCGGCCUGUUGGCGAUCCCGAUCGGGGGCUCCAUUGGCACCCUACUGGGGAUUGAUGCCCACCGAUCGGCCACCGGGCAAGCGCCGCUCUUCACGAGCGGGGGCUCCAAUACAAGCACUGGCGGCGAUAGCACUGGCGGCGGCUCCCGCAGUAGUGGCAGCGCGACGAAGAACAGUGUUUACUGCGAAACAUCCUGGGGUAUCUCCCCACCGUCGGAUGGUCUACUCUAUACACUGAACCCCAACCAGUGGGGUGUGACAGAUUCGAGCUCGGGGGCCCUAUGCAUGAAUUUCGCAACUAACGGGAAGGUCCGCGCCAAGAUCACAACGUUCAAGAAUGAAACGUAUUCCACCAAGACCACCGCCCCGGAGUUCUCCGUCACCUGGCAAUAUGACCCCGGCCCCGAAACCGCGCCCGUCCACGCCUAUCCCAACAUCAUGGUGGACGAUGUCUUGCCGGUGGAGUUGGGCAACAUGAGCCAAGUCAAUAUCGAUGUUCACUGGACCUAUGGCGUGGGCAACACCGCCGCAUCCUCCACCGAUAUAUCGGCCCUCACAGCCGAAGACCUCCAGACCAACGUUGCGAUCGAUAUGUUCUUUGACACUGACAAAGCAAUCGCCCAGAACAGCACCCAGGCGAAGUACGAGGUCAUGGUCUGGUUUUUGGAAUUCGGUGCCUCCGCCCAACCCAUCGGUCUCAAUGACGGCGUUGUGACGACAAGGACCUUGAACGGGGUACUUUUCAAACUCUACACCGGCACAAAAACGGUGACGGGUAAUCCGACGCAGAAUGUUCUGUCGUGGGUCGCCUCUGAACCGCAGGAGACGUUCACGGGUGACAUCUACCCCCUCAUCACCGAUCUCUACACCCUGACGGGCGACGUCUACCCAUCCGCUUCGGACUACAUGGGCAUCUUCCAGUUCGGUAGCGAGGCGUUCUCGGUCAACAACAAUGUGACCUUCUCAGUACCGAAACUCUCCAUCGACAUCCAGACAUAA